AUGAAGCAUGAAAGAAGUCAUACUGAAGAGCAACCCUCUGAGAUUUUUCAGUAUGGGCAAGCCUUUUCAUUUCAGAGUCAUAACCUAAGACGAGAAAGAAUUCAUACUGGAGAGAAACCCUAUGAAGGUGUCCAACAUUUUGAAGCCUUUGCAUAUCACAGUAGUCUCCAAAUACAUAAAACAAGAGUUGAUGGAGAGAAAACCUAUGAGUGUAACCAUUGUGGUAAAGAUUUUGUAUCUUACAGCUAUCGUCAAACCCAUCAAAGAGUACAUACUGGACGGAAAGGUUUUGAAUGUAACCAUUGUGAGAAGGCUUAUGAAUGUAGCCAAUGUGGCAAACACUUCUCACAUCCACAUGGUUUGGUAUGUCACAAAAGUUUACACACAAGAGAGAAACCUCAUGUGUGUCAUCAGUGUGGUAAAGCCUUUCUAUCUAAAAGUCAUCUUCAAAUACAUAGAAGAACACAUACUGGAGAGAAACCUUUUGAAUGUAACCAAUGUGGUAAAGCCUUUACACAAAGUAGUAAUCUUCUAAGACAUAAAAGAACACAUACUAGAGAGAAACCUUUUGAAUGUAAUGUAUGUGGUAAAGCCUUUGCUCGAAACAGUCAUCUCCUAACACAUAAAAGCAUACAUACUGGAGAGAAACCUUUUGAAUGUAACCAAUGUGGUAAAGCCUUUGCAAGAAACUAUCAUCUCCUAAGACAUAAAAGAAUACAUACUGGAGAGAAACCUUUUGAAUGUAUACAAUGUGGUAAAGCCUUUACACAAAAUAGUACUCUUAUAACACAUAAAAGAAUACAUACUAGAGAGAAACCUUUUGAAUGUAACCAGUGUGGUAAAGCCUUUGCACAAAACUGUGAGCUCCAAAUACAUAAAAGAAAACAUACUGGAGAGAAACCCUAUGAAUGUCAUGAAUGUGGCAAAACUUUUUCAAGUCCAUCUGGAUUCACAUAUCAUAAAAGAAGACAUAGUUCAUACAGGAGAGAAAUCUUUUCCAUGAGCCCAUGA
Apodemus sylvaticus (European woodmouse) is the source of this 1011-nucleotide messenger RNA. Its product is annotated as zinc finger protein 120-like. The coding region runs from base 1 to 1011 and encodes 336 amino acids. Lineage: Eukaryota; Metazoa; Chordata; Mammalia; Rodentia; Muridae. Gene Ontology annotation, biological process: regulation of immune system process; negative regulation of transcription by RNA polymerase II; regulation of cytokine production. The record is from RefSeq and is a predicted model, not a curated record. The transcript has 3 exons.